Patiria miniata (bat star) is the source of this 978-nucleotide messenger RNA. RefSeq names its product bile acid-CoA:amino acid N-acyltransferase-like. The coding region runs from base 19 to 978 and encodes 319 amino acids. The transcript has 7 exons. Gene Ontology annotation, molecular function: fatty acyl-CoA hydrolase activity. Gene Ontology annotation, biological process: acyl-CoA metabolic process; fatty acid metabolic process. Lineage: Eukaryota; Metazoa; Echinodermata; Asteroidea; Valvatida; Asterinidae. The record is from RefSeq and is a predicted model, not a curated record.
CUCCCUUGAGACUUUCUCAUGGCAACUAUUAGCGUCAGUCCGAGUUCCAGCCUGAUGGACGAGCGAGUGGUCAUCUCAGUGGCCGGGCUAGCGUCGCAUUGUCCCGUCACCGUCCGCUCACACGUGACGGAGAUCACCAAGAGAUUCCAGGGCUGGGCUCACCUCAUAGCCGACGAGGACGGCCGUGUUUCACUCGACAAGGAUCCCUCGAUCGGAGGCACAUACAGUGGUGUUGAGCCCAUGGGCCUGUUCUGGAGCCUCCAGCCCUGCCCAGGUCAACAGCUUGGUAUCCGUUUCGCCAAGAAGCACCCUGACAAGCCCGUAGUGGUUAUACUGUCCCUACAUCGCGGCCAUCUUGACGAGACCCAGCUAGCCACGGACGAGCCCAUCCACGUAGCCGUGGCUCACAAGUGGUACAUGCGAGAGACUGAUGUCGACCGUAUCAAGCUGACCGGCCAUGAUUUCAUACGAGGGGUUGUUUACAAACCGAAAGGGCCAGGACCAUUUCCCGCCGUUCUGGACAUGUUCGGUACGGCUGGGGGAUUGAUGGAGUUCCGUGCUGCUUUGCUAGCCUCCCGUGGCUACGCGAGCUACGCUCUGCCCAUCUUCGCCUACGAAGACUUAUCGGAGACUAUGCUCAAUGUCGACUUUGAAUAUUUCGAGGAGGCGUUAAAGUGGUUCGCAGCCCAAUCGUAUGUCCAGCCUGGAGGUAUAGGGAUUGUAGCAUCGUCGAUGGGAGGGUCCAUAGGACUUCAUUUAGCUAUCAAAUACCCGCAGCUUAUUAAGGCUACGGCGUUCGUGUCUUGCCCGCCAUUCAUGCCGAAUGUCACACUCAACUACAGAGGGAAGGCACUACCCUUCGUAUGGUUUGAUACUGAGGCUACUACAUUUGACGAUGAGGGCGUUCUUCACCCGUUGACAGGAUGGCCCGCGGCCCGAGACAUCAAAGACAAAGAAUUCAUUGAGCUGUUCCUUUAA